Molecule: messenger RNA, 748 nt
Organism: Hipposideros armiger (great roundleaf bat)
Lineage: Eukaryota; Metazoa; Chordata; Mammalia; Chiroptera; Hipposideridae
Gene: S100A1
Product: S100 calcium binding protein A1
Exons: 3
Coding region: 280-564 (94 amino acids)
Biological process (GO): regulation of heart contraction
Cellular component (GO): cytoplasm; sarcoplasmic reticulum
Molecular function (GO): S100 protein binding; calcium ion binding; calcium-dependent protein binding
Source: RefSeq, a predicted model, not a curated record
AGCGGGGAGGCAACCGAGGCUGGAGAAGAGGACACAGGGCAGCUUGUUCCAGCCCAGGAGACAGAGGGCGCCUCUGUCCACUCCUGGCCCCUUGCCCCACUGGGUGUCUGUCUGUGAAGGGGUGGAGCCAGUGGGGAGGGGGGUCAGCGGGGGAAGGACGACUGAAGACAGGUCUCCACACACAGCUCUGGGAGCCACAUUUGCAGCCUCGUCUGUCUGUCCAGAACCUGCUCCCACCUCAGGCCCAGGCUGACAGGGGGUGCAUAGGUGAGCUUCGCAAUGGGUUCUGAGCUGGAGACAGCGAUGGAGACCCUCAUCAACGUGUUCCAUACCCACUCGGGCAAGGAAGGGGACAAGUACAAGCUGAGCAAGAAGGAACUGAAAGAGCUGCUGCAGACGGAGCUCUCCGGCUUCCUGGAUGCCCAGAAGGAUGCGGAUGCUGUGGACAAGGUGAUGAAGGAGCUGGACGAGAACGGAGAUGGGGAGGUCGACUUCCAGGAGUACGUGGUGCUGGUGGCUGCCCUCACAGUGGCCUGUAACAACUUCUUCUGGGAGAACAGCUGAGCAGACAGCCCCAGUAGGCAGCGCCCUUCCCCUCUACCCUGCCACACCUGCCCCUAUACUCUGCUUCCCCCUCACCCCCCUUUCCCCUCCGCACAGUCCCACCCGUGCCUACCCUCCAACAAGGGCGCAAGAGUAGUGGGCCAGGCCUGCAACUCGUCUUUCAUUAAAGGCUCCUCUCUCGCCA